Messenger RNA from Helianthus annuus (common sunflower), 5637 nucleotides. RefSeq lists its product as uncharacterized. Bases 1 to 5637 code for a protein of 1878 amino acids. Gene Ontology annotation, molecular function: DNA helicase activity; protein binding. Lineage: Eukaryota; Viridiplantae; Streptophyta; Magnoliopsida; Asterales; Asteraceae. The record is from RefSeq and is a predicted model, not a curated record. The transcript is spliced from 14 exons. Gene Ontology annotation, biological process: DNA repair; telomere maintenance.
AUGAAUGGUGAUGUUGAAGUUUAUGAAACAAAGACAGAGUUAAACAGUGGUACGUUACGUUACGCCGUUGAUGGAUGGAGGAAAUUCAUGGAUGAUAACCAGUUGCAGUUUGGACACAUGUUGCACUUCACAUAUGUAACUUCACAGAGGAAGAUUGUGUUGAACGAUUAUCAUUCACUUAAGUUGCAUGCUGUCAUUAUAGUGUAUCUUUAUAGUAAUAUAUUUCAGAUCAUGGAAGCUAUUGAUUUUGACACCUUAGUCGUGGAAGUUUUGUCUAGGCUCCCUGCAAAAUCAAUUUGUCAAUUCAAAUGUGUUAGUAAAGCAUGUUAUUAUGCGUUGUCUGCUGGAACACUAUCCGCUAAGACUGUAUACUUCAUUGUUUCACAAUCUUGGUGGGUAAUUGGAAAGAAGUUUAUAGUUGCUUUUGAUGUUUUAUCUGAAACAUUCAAACUUAUUAAUUUUCCUUUGACUAAAGAUCUUAUUCCUAGCCAAGGGCAUCUUAUCACAUUGAACCAGAAUAUUCAAAUGUUUGUUGUUUCCGAACCUGAAGAGCAUAUUGUUGAACCCUUCAAACUCAAAGGUGAAGUAUGGCAUAAGGUUUUAUCUUUUCAGAAUUCUCAAACAGUUUCUUUCCAAAGUAGGCGGCACCAACCACAUAUAAUGGAGUACAACACAUGGAUUUUAAUUAGUGAUUGGGGACAUAUGGUUACCGUUAAAGUAACGGACGAAGAGUUGCAUUAUUUACAAGAUGUUGAUACAUUUAACGGAGAUAAUGGAGCGUUAUUUAUAGAGACUAUUAUUUCUCCUUUUACAAUGCCUAAACGACCAAAGAUUGACUCCGUAUACAAUGACAUUGAUAAAGAAAACACUCAGGAUGCUGUCCUCCCAAUUGUUACUCGAGACGAGGCAUCUCAUAGAAGAAAAUUAAGAAAAUUAUACUUGGAUAAUAAGAGAUCAAAUGGGGGAACUACAUCGUCAUCCCUCAAUAUUGUAUCCACCAAUAUUAAUUCCACUUCCACUCCGUGUGUUACACAACAUCGUCCAGAGUUUCACCUGAUGGAUAGAGAUAGCAUGCGAUUACCUAGAUCUAUUAUUGACAAAAGAAGAUCUACUACCAUAGGUGUUACAUCGGAUAACAUAGUCAACAAAAUUGGUUGUCACAAUUUUGAAUCCACUCCUGAUGUGGCUAAUAAUGUUACUCCAAGUCCAUCAAGUAUGGUAACAAAUUAUUUGGAUCAUGGUGAUCAAGUUAUUACUUGUGAAGUUUGUUAUGCAAAGUUAUGGGAUGUAGAGAAAGGAAGCGGAAGAAAAGAGGGUGGCAAAAUAUGUCAUAUGUUAUGCUGUGGUUAUGUCAAAGUUGUGUUACCUGAUUACAAAUCUGCGACACCUUAUUAUAAAAGUCUAUUCAUGUCCAAUGACACUGAAAGCAUGCGCUUUUUGAAGAACAUUCGACGUUACAAUUCUAUGUUCGCGUUUACGUCAAUGGGUUGUAAGGUUGACCAGACCGUUAAUACUGGUAAUGCUCCUUUUUGCUACAGAAUUAAUGGUGAAAAUUAUCAUUCUAUUGGUAGUCUUGUGCCAGAAAACGGAGGGAAAUCUAAAUUUUGUCAGUUAUACAUAUACGAUACUGAAAAUGAGUUGGCAAACAGGUCUUCAGACAAUGCUUCCCCAUCAACCUCUUCAGACGAAACUGAUAAUAAGCUGAUACAACAAAUCAAAGCAAUGUUGGAUGCCAACAAUGUGCUUGUGAAAAUUUAUAGGAUGGUUAGCGAUUGCUUCCAACAGAAUCCUAAUACCACUUUAAAGCUUCGCCUUAUUGGGAAAAGAGAACAAGAUGGUCGGACUUAUAACUUACCUACUUCCUUCGAGGUUGCUGCUCUUAUUGUUGGAGAUAUUGAUAACGCUCUUGAGAAUAGAGGUAUCGUUGUCGAGACACAAACAGGGUCAAUAAAAAGAAUAAGUGAGUUGCAUCCUUCCUAUCUUGCACUUCAGUAUCCUAUUUUGUUCCCAUAUGGAGACGACGGUUACAGAAUUGACAUACCCCAUAGGGGUGUCAUUGAUGUUACUAACAAGAAACGUCCGAAUUGUACAAUGAGAGAGUUUUUUGCGUAUCGUGUACAAGAUCGUAGUAACCAGUUUUCAUUGAUUCUAAAUUCUCGACGGUUAUUCCAACAGUUCUUGGUUGAUGCUUAUACGAUGAUUGAGAGCGAGCGACUUAACUUUAUAAGAUUUCAGCAACAAGAUCUCAGGUAUACAUAUGAGAAUAUCCGAAAACUAAGAUAUAACGGCCAACAAGAUUUGUCUAAGGUUGGAAAACGUAUUUUCCUUCCAUCUUCGUUUACAGGCGGGUCACGAUAUAUGAUGCAAAACUAUCUUGACGCUAUGGCCAUUUGUAAAUGGUAUUGUUAUCCCGACUUUUUUAUAACCAUUACCUGCAAUCCCAAGUGGCCGGAGGUUCAAAGGUUUCUUAAGGACACAAAUCAUAAUCCGGAGGAUAGGCCUGAUAUUUUAUCGCGAAUCUUUAAAAUAAAGCUAGAUGCAAUUUGUAAAGAUUUGAAAGACCAUCAUUUGUUUGGAAAAGCUUCAGCUGAAAUCCCUGAUAUAAACCAAGACCCGGAACUAUAUACGCUUGUGAAAGACCAUAUGAUUCAUGGUCCAUGUGGUAACGCUAGAAUGAGCUCUCCAUGUAUGGUUGAUAGAAAAUGUUCGAAAGGUUUUCCCAAGAAAUUUCAAGAUCACUCAACCUUGGAUUGUAACGGAUUUCCCUUAUACAGAAGAAGAGAUGACGGUUCCUUCGUUUUAAAAAAUAGAAUUGAGUUAGACAACAGAAGUGUUGUACCUUACAACAAAAAACUUUUGAAAAGAUAUCAGGCGCAUAUAAACCUUGAAUGGUGCAACCAAGCGGCGUCAAUAAAGUAUUUGUUCAAAUAUAUUAAUAAAGGUCCUGAUAGAGCAACAGUUGCUGUGGUUCCGAGCAAUAAUGAAAACGAGCAAGCAGAAAAUGAUGAAAUUAAAGAGUAUUAUGAUUGCAGGUAUAUAUCGGCUUGUGAAGCCUCUUGGAGGAUUUUUUCCAAUGAAGUUAAUUAUAGGAGUCCUUCUGUUAUGAGGUUGCCUUUCCAUCUUCCUGGACAACAAACAGUUUGUUUCGGUCCUGAUGAAGAUAUUAAUCAGGUGCUAAACAAGCCAUCUGUGAACUCAUCAAUGUUUUUGUCUUGGAUGCAACGUAAUCAAGAUCCUAACGACACUGUUGCACGUACACUAACAUAUGUACAGUUUCCACGUUUUUAUGUGUGGAAGCUUGACCAGCGUAUAUGGGUUCCGAGAAUAAAAGGAAAAACAAUUGGAAGAAUUCAUUCCGUUUCUCCGUCUACCGGUGAAGCAGAUGCUUGCUAUGCGCUUGGUUUGUUGGAUGACGACUCGGAGUACAUUGAGGCCAUCAAAGAAGCAAAUAUAUCAGAUAGCGCAGGUUAUAUUCGCAAUUUAUUCGCCACCAUGUUACUGUCAAGCACUUUAUCAAGACCUGAAGUAGUCUGGGAAAGCACAUGGAAGUAUAUGACAGACGAUUUUCUGUACAGAUUCUCAAAGUAUCAUCGUGUUUCAUGUUUAUCAAUUCCUGAUGAGCAACUAAAGAACUAUGUUUUAUGCGAAAUCGAGAAGUUUUUAACUCGGAAUAAUUCAUUGCUUCGAAGAUUUGUAUCAAUGCCUUACCCGGAUACUUCAUCUUUAGAUAACUUUCGCUGCCGAUUGAUUAACGAAGAGCUUGCAUACGACAUAAUAGAUUUACAAAAUGUUUAUCAAGGUCAGGUGAAUUUGUUAACGGAUGAACAACGUUCAGUAUAUGAAGAAAUUAUGAACGCAGUUGAUGGAGACAAUGGAGGAGUAUUUUUUGUUUACAGUUAUGGCAAGACUGGUAAAACAUUUUUAUGGAAAACAUUGUCUGCUGCAAUUAGGUCAAAAGGUGAGAUCGUAUUAAACGUUGCAUCUAGCGGAAUUGCAUCCUUGCUGUUGGAUGGAGGAAGAACGACGCAUUUUAGGUUUCAUAUACCUUUGAAUCUAAAUGAGGAUUCCAUUUGUCACAUUAAACCUGACGAUGAUGUAGCUAAAUUACUACAACAGACCAAACUCAUUAUAUGGGAUGAAGCUCCUAUGGAUCAUAAACAUGCAUUUGAGGCUUUGGAUAGAACUAUGCAUGACAUUUUCAAUAUAUCUAAUUCAUCCAUGUCUGAUGUUGUAUUUGGAGGAAAGGUUAUUGUAUUUGGUGGUGAUUUUAGGCAAAUAUUACCUGUUGUUCCAAAUGGUAGACGACAAGAAAUUGUGAAUGCCUCAUUAUGUUCGUCUUAUCUGUGGAGUAAGUGUAAGUUGUUGACGUUAACUAGAAACAUGAGGUUAACCUUUGGAAGACCAUCAUCUGAAGUUGAAGAGAUCAGUAAUUUUGCAAAAUGGUUGUUGGACGUUGGUGAGGGAAAUGUUGGUGGUUCCAAUGAUGGAGAAGCAAUAAUUGAAAUACCACCUGAGCUUUUAAUUGACAGCAUAUCUGAUCCAAUUUCUAGCCUGAUUGAUUUUGUCUAUCCGUCAAUCUUGGAGAACUACGAUGGUCGUAAUUACUUUAGUACCAGAGCUAUACUUACGCCUAAGAAUGAGGUUGUUCACGAGAUUAACGACAGAUUGUUGGCAGUUUUCCCAGGUGAAGAAAAAGAGUAUCUUAGUUCUGACAGUCUAUGCCCUACUGAAGAUGGCAAUGCUGAUCAGCAAAAAAUAUACUCACCCGACGUGCUAAAUGGUCUUAAAGUGUCUGGUUUACCAAAUCAUAGGUUAGUGCUUAAAGUUGGUGUUCCAGUAAUGUUGUUGCGAAAUACUGACCAACGAAAUGGUUUGUGUAACGGUACAAGGUUAAAGGUGACAAAACUUUACAGCCGUGUUAUUGAAGCUGAGAUAAUUUCAGGUGGAAAUAUUGGUUCUCGGACAUUCAUACCUAGAAUGAAUUUGGUACCUUCGGACAGAAAGAUUCCUUUUGCAUUUCAAAGGAGGAUGGAACAUCUUGAAUUUCAAAUGUUUGCUAACGAAAUCCUAUCAAGGCUACCAACAAAGUGUGUUGCUCGAUUAAGAUGUGUUUCCAAACAAUGGCGAUACGAAUUGUCGUCACAUUUGUUUGCGAUUAUUCACUAUCGCCGUACCGCUAAAUAUGAAGAUCGUAAGCUUAUCACGCUGACCAAGUCAUCAAUUGAUCUUCAUAACUUGAUUAGUGGAAAGAAAGAUGCAGUUGGGAUUUAUAUUGAUUCAUCUAACGAUGUUAAAAUAUUACUUCUCCAAUGUCGUAAGGAUGAUGUUGUACCGCGUGUGUAUUCUCGUAACACAUGUGAAUGGAAAACUCUAACUUUAUUGAAAGGACCGGAUUACGGUUCAAGUUUAUAUUGGUUGUCUUCCGGAACUUUAUGCAAUAAUGUUUUAUAUUUUCCAUCUCCACACUAUUGGACGCCUGCUAAAAGUUAUACGAUUGCUUUUGAUGUGGAUUCUGAAACUUUCUCAAAGGUUUCCAUACCACAAUGUACUGAUGUUAUUGGUCGCCAAAGCAGUUUUUUCAAAAUCCGCAACACACUUCAUAUGUUUAUUUUUGGAAACACCCCUGAAAAAAAGUGA